Mauremys mutica (yellowpond turtle) is the source of this 1242-nucleotide messenger RNA. RefSeq lists its product as uncharacterized. Gene Ontology annotation, biological process: megakaryocyte development; blood coagulation; platelet formation. The transcript is spliced from 7 exons. NCBI's taxonomy places the organism in Eukaryota, Metazoa, Chordata, Testudines, Geoemydidae. Gene Ontology annotation, cellular component: plasma membrane. The record is from RefSeq and is a predicted model, not a curated record. Bases 1 to 1158 code for a protein of 385 amino acids.
AUGCGGGUGCAGCCGGCCCCUCGGCGGCUCGGCCGGGGCUCCUGCAGGCCGGGCCCUGGCACGAGACGGCCCGAGCGACGGGAGCCGGGCCCGGAGGUGACGGCAGAAGCCGGCUCCACUGUGAAUCUGUCCUGCAACCUGACGGGGCCGAGGCUGAGCUGGUGGUGGGUCCCGCGAUACCCGCGCUGCGCUGGUGGCAGCGGUGGGAUACAGACGAUUUACACAGUGACGGCGGCCGGGGCAGCCAACGCUCCGGAGGGGAGAUUUCAGAAGCGGCUGCGGCUCCUAAUGGAUCAGGGCACCCGAACCUCCGUCCUCGAACUCCGACCCCUCCACAUGAACGACUCGGGGGCCUUCUUCUGUGCCAGCCCCAGCCAGGAGGCCCCACUGAUCUCCAUGACCGUCACCCCCGGCUGCCCGGCCGGGGCGUCCAUCACCGCGGUCCCCCAGGAGCCAGUCGGGGAGGGAGCGUCUGUGUCGCUCUCCUGUUCCCCCUGUGGGGCGCAGGGACCCACCUCACCCCCAGCAGGGGGCGCCACGUGGUGGCUCAAUGGGAAGCCGCUGCCAGACUCCGCAGCCCUUCGGAUCCUGAGGGCCAAGGUGACGAUAGAGGGUUUCUCCAGCCGCUGGGAGGGUCUGUGGAGCUGCCACCUGCCUGGGGAUCCCCCCCGGUCUGGGGGCUACUGCCUGGAGCGCCACCCGGGGGCGCACGGGACCCAGGAGAGCCCCCCACCCGGCCCCACCCCCCUCAGCGCCGGGCGAGUGAUCCCAGCCCCCAUUCUUUCCCCAGGCCCCAGUCCCACCUCGCUCCUGCCUCUGGUCGGGGGCUGCGCGGGGGCCGCUCUGGGCCUGGUCCUCGUGGGCAUCGUCGCUGUUAUUUGCCGUAGGAGGCGCCGGGCCAGGGCCGCCAGCGCGACCCCCAGGGUGACGGAAAUGGACAGAAAAUCGGAGCGAGCAGCGGAGCAGCCCGGCCCCCCCGCGCCUGGCGGAGCCGAGCAGAAGCCGCCGCCCCCCAACCCCCACCCUGAUGGCGAGGGCCCCGAGGGGAUCUCGUACAGCACCCUGCACUUCCAGGCGCCCCGCGGGGCCGGGGCCGGGGCCAGGGCGGAAACCGGCCCGGCCACCAUCUACUCCGAGCUGGCCACCCGCCACGGCUGACGGGCGCGGGCACCUCUGGGGCACGGCCAGGCCCCAGCUCGGGCAAAGACGCCCCCUUCCCUGGAGACUCCCAGCCCCAUGCGA